CUUUAACCAGGUUUGGGAGAGCCAAUGUCGUGCGAUGAUUUUUGCAAGCAGGAUCUUACAGGAACCGAGGGAAUCCUGGAACCAUGCGUGAACGACGAAGGACUGGUUCCAAAAUACCAGCAAUGCCUGUGGAACAUCCUCAGAAAAGAUGGGAUUGAAGCGAUCGAGAUCGUACUGACACCUGAAGAUUUCGGGGAUUUCGAAGAGAGAAGCCUGUUGUUGAAGAUAGGUUAUGGAUACAAAGACGACUUCCCAAUAGGAAAUGAGGAAACGGAACUGGCCUCAUUUGACGGCCCCGUGACAGAGAAUACAACUGUGGAAGUGACUCUCGAGGACGCCUGGGUUUUCAUGCUGACCCGCUCUCCGAUAAACCCCUUCAGGAUCUUCUAUAUCAUGAAGAAAGAAGACGAAGUGGAUUUCUUAGAGGAGGAAAUGCCUCGCGGAAGGGGGAACGACUGCGAGAAAGACGAGGACUGCAACGGAGAUGCCAACCUGAAGUGCGACGAUAAAAUCCAAAAAUGCAAUUGCAAGAACGAUUUCUUCCUCCAUCCUCAACUGCUCUCAUGUGUUCCACGAUGA
This is a messenger RNA of Darwinula stevensoni, 579 nucleotides long. NCBI's taxonomy places the organism in Eukaryota, Metazoa, Arthropoda, Ostracoda, Podocopida, Darwinulidae. The record is from the annotation of a GenBank genome assembly.